Molecule: messenger RNA, 981 nt
Organism: Drosophila teissieri
Lineage: Eukaryota; Metazoa; Arthropoda; Insecta; Diptera; Drosophilidae
Gene: Rab18
Product: ras-related protein Rab-18
Exons: 4
Coding region: 142-735 (197 amino acids)
Molecular function (GO): GTPase activity; GTP binding
Source: RefSeq, a predicted model, not a curated record
GUGAGAAUGUAAACAAAGCAGGCAGGUGGCAACGCCGCAAUCACUCCAGAUAAUCUGCAUAAAUAAUACAAUUGGCAAUAUUCUUAUCGGUUUAAGUAAAUAAUAGUAGUGAUAAGCAGUAAGCGAAGCUCAAACCAUAGAAUGGCUGAUCGGGCUAUCAAGCUCCUGGUGAUCGGGGAGAGCGGCGUGGGCAAGUCCAGUUUGAUACGUCGCUUCGUGGAGAACAAGUUCGACGAGAACCAUGACGUCACGAUUGGCAUGGACUUCAAGAGCAAGGUGAUGAACGUCGACGGCAUAGACUACAAGGUGGCCCUGUGGGACACAGCUGGCGCCGAGAGAUUCCGCGCUCUGACACCCAGUUUCUACCGAAAGGCUCUGGGCGCCAUUGUGGUGUAUGACAUCAGCAACAGGGACAGCCUGGUCAAACUGGAGGCCUGGCUGGCCGAGCUGGACAGCUACAGCGACAAUCCCAACAUUGCCAUCAUUGUGGUGGGCAACAAGAUCGACCAGGAGCGAGUGGUCGAUCGCGAGGAGGGUCGCAAGUUCGCCAGGAAGCACAGGGCGCUCUUCAUCGAGACCUCGGCCAAAUGCGAUCAGUUCGUCAGCGAUGUGUUCAAAGAUGUGGUGGAGAAGAUCGUCUCCUCCGAAUACUUCAACAAUGGCAAUAGCUCCGGCGGUCUGGACAUCGCCAGCGAUCGGGAUUUGGAGGCAAGCGCAUCCACGUGUUACUGUUGAUUUCAGAUGUUCAUAAACUCAACCUUAACGUUCAAUCGUGUACUCCUAUCUAAGCAGGGAUAAAGAUUCACUUAAUUUGCCAGGGACAGUCUGCCAAAUCAGUCUGAGCAGUAUCUUUCCAUUAUCCCUGUACGAACUAAAGCUAAUUGGUAAAUACUUAUUCUAAGGGGGCUCACAACUUAUAGUGUAUCUUCUCAAUUUCACAUUUAUUCUAAAAAAAAUAUAUUAAAUUAUAAUAUUCCACUU